GUUAUAUUCCAAACACCACAUUGGCGCCACUUUCCGCUUUCGCGCCUUUUUCCAACGUCAACAAACCCUAACCUGAAACAUUCAAAAAAUGAACCACGAACCCUUACGCUACGCCCACGAGGAGGGUCACACGGACGUGUGCUUCUCAACCGACGGCAGCAAAUUUAUUACGUGUGGGGCUGACGGAGACAUCCGGAUCUGGCCGUCAGCGGAAGACACCGACCCCACUCACACUUGCAUAGGCGAGUGGUCGCUCAGUGUGUGCCAGAAAGGGGAGUGCUUGUACGUGGCCACCGGCAGCAAUGACGUCCAAAUCCUCACCUUUCCAGGGGGCGAACGGAACGGGCUUCUGGACCGGUUCGUGGCCCCCAUCAACCAGAUCGUGCCCAGUAAAGACAGCGAGGCUGUGGCGCUUGCCGGUGAAGAUAUGCAAGUGAGGGUAGUUGAGUUGGGGGCUGAGAAAAGAGUUGGGGUUUUUGAUGGGUUAGGGGGGCCUUGUUUGAGUGUCACGGCCACUAGUAAGUUUCUAGCGGCGAGUUCUGGUGACGGAAAAUUGAGGAUUUGGGAUGUUGCCAGUAAGGAACUGGUUAAAGAAAUUGCCUGUUUUCCUAAAACUAACAGUUUUGCCAACGUUGAAUACUUAUGUCGUAUUGACUUUGCCCACAAUGGCAAAUAUCUGGCAUAUCCGGAAAACGAUUCAGUUGUUAUUUUAGACACUUCUGAUUGGUCGCAGUAUGGUAUUUUAAAAACAAAUGAAGUCACGAAUCAUUAUUCAAUUGUACAGUUUUCACCCUGUGGCGGUUUUCUUCUAGCGACAACUCUUAAAGGUGACUUUGUCAUUUUUAAUGUUAGCAUUAAAAUGGUGAGAGGGACCAGUAAACACCCUAAUGGAACACCAAUUUGUGGAGCCGUGUGGAACCCCUCAGGAAACGGCCAAAUCGUCUACACCGACACUCAAGGCCAGUUAGGUAUUAUGUCAGAUUGUAUAAGCAUCAAAACAACCGACGACGAAAUUUUCACCAAUAACGACCUAAACUUCGACGACGUGCAAUUCGAAUCAGACGAUGAAGACAACGAAAAUGCCAUUUCGGUCGAAAAACUAAAAAAAGAGGUCAUGGGCGACGUAGAACCCGAGCUAAAUUUCGACAAUGCAUCUUCGGCGCCUACUCCGCGCCCCAAAACCCCCGAAAUCCCGCUCCAAGCCCCAUUUAUGCCCAGCUCCAGCCCUGAGCACUUGAAUCCGCGCUACUUGUGCUGGAACCACCUCGGAAUUGUGCGAUGUUACGGUUCCACGAACGACGACGAUUCGGGAAAAUCAAUCGAAGUUGAGUUUCUCGAUUCUUCGUUCCAUCACAGCAUGAUGUUGCAAAACUAUCAGGACUAUUUCUUGGGGACUGUCAGUAAAGCGGCCCUCGCUGUGGCCAACACAAAACAACUUUACGUCAUUCCCCUGAAUGCGGGCUCAAAGGAGUGGGUUCUUAAAUUGGAGGAGGACGCCACGGAAGAGAUUGUUUUAGUUUCAGCUUCUGAAAAUUUGAUUUGUUUCGCGACAAACAGUUACAUAGUUAGAGUUUGCUCGAUUUUCGGCACUCAGAGAGGAAUCGUUUCGGUUCCUGGACCUUUAGUUUCCAUGGCUAGUUUCCAGAAUUCGGUACUUGUGGCCUACCAUUCGGGAAGUGUCCGCAACGGUGACCAGUGUAUUAACAUCAAAUUGAUUGCUUUUAAUGGAUUGUCGAUGCACAGUUGCGAUAUCGGCGCGGCUUUAGGCCCCGAGUCCACUCUGACGUGGCUGGGAUUCACCGAUUUUGGGACUCCUGCUAUGGUGGACUCGCUCGGAAUGGUCAGUCUUUUUCCCCUCAGUUGUAACAUUUGGAUACCUUUUUGUGACACUGCCAGACAUAUGAAAUCGCCUUCUGACUGUUUUUUCGUGACUGCCGUCCUUGAAUCGUAUCAGUCGGUUGUUGGGCUCAAGUGCCGCGGCACUGCUUAUCCGAGCUUCACCCCAACACCGACACUCAGUGAAUUGCUUUUGGAGCCCCCAUUCGCUGAACCCACAACGGAUAAAACACAGUUAGAAAUGAGUCUUUUUACGCUUUCGAAUUUGCAAGUCAGUAAUCAGGAGAAGAAGUUUUCAGAGGCUGGGUUAAAAGCAUUUGCGCUAGCAUGUAAGAACAAUCUCGAUCAGAGGGCAGUCGAACUUAUGGAAGUUUUAUCCAAUCGUCAGUUGGUGAAUUUGUCAACGAAAUACGCCCUUAAAUUGAAUAAAAAAAUAUUGGCGGAGAAAUUGAUGGAGAUGGCUGGACGUCUCAUGAAUGACGAUGACGAUUCAACGAAUGUUGUUGUGGAUACGCCGACAUCUUCACCCCUCGCCCCUAAAAAAGUGACCCUUAGUUCAGUUAAACGUACGCCAAAAACCAAACAAGUCGUCAAAGAAGUGGUGACGGCACCAGAAGCCAGUCAAGAGAGCCAAAGUUCUAUUUUAAGCCCGUCUUUACCAAUCCAAGAAUUUUCACAAGAAUCUCCAAAUCCAUUUUCCAAAAGUGCACGAAAAGGGAACGAAUCAUCGAACCCUCUGAGUCUCACUGACAAAUACGCGGGUGUUGAUUACGUCGAUGCUAAAGAAAAUAAAAUGAAGAACAAGGAGACUGAAAAGAGGAAGCAACCCGAUUCUGAGACUGACAAGCCGCGUGAAAAACAGAGAAAACUAGAUAGGUUUAUGUUUAGUAAACGCACGUGAAUCGUGAGUGAUUUAUUUUUAUCGUAACAUACAAACAAUAUAUUUAUUUACGUUUUCGUGGA
Tribolium castaneum (red flour beetle) is the source of this 2799-nucleotide messenger RNA. It is a transcript of the gene Ctf4, whose product is annotated as Chromosome transmission fidelity 4. The record is from RefSeq and is a predicted model, not a curated record. The transcript is spliced from 11 exons. Gene Ontology annotation, cellular component: nuclear replication fork. Lineage: Eukaryota; Metazoa; Arthropoda; Insecta; Coleoptera; Tenebrionidae. Gene Ontology annotation, biological process: DNA repair; mitotic cell cycle; DNA-templated DNA replication. Gene Ontology annotation, molecular function: chromatin binding; protein binding. The coding region runs from base 89 to 2737 and encodes 882 amino acids.